GUUCGAACGCGCCCUGGCAGCUCUUCUGACUCCCUGGGGCUGCCGUAGGCGGCUUCCCCCGCUGCCAUGGGAACGGAGCCCGGCUUGUGUUGGUGCUGGCGCAGGGAGGUGGCGGCUGCUGCCGCCCGGGUCCCGCACUGAUCCCGACGCUCGCCGCAUCUAUGUCCUCGCCCCCCGGGCCCGGCGGCGCCCCCGCCCCGGCCCAUCUGGCCGGCAGGGAGAAGCGCAGGCCGCAGCCGGCCACGGACAAUGCCCUGCGGACCGGCCAGUGUAUUCAGUUGAAGUCUGUGGACCUUAAUCGUGUCAUCAAACUACUUGAAGAUUCCAACUCGAAUAAUGAGGAAGAUGGACAGCUAGAAACUGUCAAGAAAGUGGUGAAGCAGUAUGAAACUGGGCUUCCUCUUAAGGAUUUAGCACAAAUAUUUAAAAUUCUUAACCUAUGUGCAGAAAAAAUUCAGGACCAAGAGGCUUUCAUAGAGCCUACAUGUGAAAUUCUUAAAUUAUGCGGGUUACCAUUUUUGAAGAAGAAAUUAUCUGAUGAAGUAAACUACACCCCAAUUACUUUAGAAUUAAUUGCACAAUUGGGUUACUUGAUGAGGGUGCCCAGCUCUCAAGUGAGGAUACAAAUCUGUAAGUGUAUCAUUAGCUUUUACCACACAGAGCCACCAAAUAAACAGCUUGCAGGUUUCCACUCUACAAGCGCAAACUAUAAGAUACAAAUGGCUGAAUUAGGAGGUUUAGCAGAAACCCUAGUUUUGUCUCUAGCAUUGGUUGAAAAUCAACUUGCUGAGAAGUUAUGGGUACUUAAAGCCCUACAGCAUCUCUCCACAUCUGGAGUAAAUUGUAAACUUAUGAUGAAAGCCCAUGCAGCCAGCAGAAUCUGUUCUCAUCUAAAUGAUGCUGAUCCCUCUGGACAGCUACUAUUCCGUUCAUCAGAAAUCCUAUGGAACUUAUUAGCAAACAUGUCAAAAGAAGAAAUUGUUAAUCAGCUCAGUAAUUUGGAAUGUAUAUAUGCUUUGAAGGAAGUGUUUGUGAACUUACUCAUGCAUGGUUUCCGUCACUAUGAUCGCCAGCUGAGAAACGACCUCUUAGUAAUAGCCACACUCAUAGCUGAAAAUCCUGAAGCACCAAUGAUUGAAAGUGGAUUUACUAAGCAGUUAAUUCUAUUAGCAACGUUUAAUGAAGUUAAAAGUCACAAUCCUUUGGUAAGAGGUCUUAAGCUUACCUACAGUUAUGAAGACUUUGAGCUGAAAAAAUUGCUGUUUAACAUGGUUGCAGUCUUAGCGAAAGAUCUGUGUGCAGUACAGCUGCUAAAUGAGGGUAAAGUGGUGCUGGCUUUGUUUCAUUAUGUAAAACCAAAUGAAAAGCUUGGUGUACGUGACUGGUCGGCAGCCCAAUAUGAAGAAUUACAGCUUCAUGCAAUUGCUACAUUAGCUUCAGUGGCUCCACUGUUAGUGGAUGACUAUAUGACCUGUCAAGGGAAUACUCGUCUCCUUAUGUUUCUAGAAUGGUGUGUGGGCCAAGAUCCCUUCUUCGGUCAAGGUAACUGUUUCCAUGGUGCAGGUGGUCGUGGCAACAAACUUGCACAGAUGCGCUACAGUCUGAGAGUCCUAAGACCUGUGGUGUCCCUUUGUGACGAAGCUGUGAACCUUGAUCUUUGUGAUCAGGGAGCAAUUAACCAACUGUUGGAUAUAUUAAAGCAUAUAGCAAACAAAUCUAAAGAAAAAGAAGAUGCCAUUGUACUGGAAAUUCAAACUGAUAUAUUACUUAUCUUGUCUACUCUCUGUGAAAAUGAUCUUCAUAGAAAGGAACUGUUUGGCUGUGAAGGAGUGGAUAUACUUAUGCCAUUCAUGAAGAUGGAUCCAAAUAAGUUAUAUAGUGGAUUAGGUCAUAAUCGACUCCUUUUUAGCACAUUAGACAGUUUGUGGUGCUGUGUCAUGGGAUGUUACAUCACAGAGGAUUAUUUUCUCAGAAAAGAGGGCAUUUUUCUCCUUCUGGAUUUGUUGGCAUUAAAACAAAAGAACAUAUGCAACCUAAUUCUUGGAAUAUUGAUUGAAUUUUGUGACAAUUCUAAAACUGCUUCUCACAUCAACACCUGGCGAGGGAAGAAAGAUCAGACUGCAGCUAGCCUUUUAAUACAUUUGUGGAAACAAGAGGAGUUGGAGCUGGGAGUCAAACGUGAUCAACAUGGAAGAAUUGUUGAUGCAAAGAAACCUUUAGUUGGCAGCUUCCAAGAACAACAAGGAGUGAUCCCAAUGUCUGCCAACUGCCCCAGCAUUGCUAUCAUGGAAGUGUCUGAAAACAUGAGGGCAAAAAUUUAUUCUGUAUUAUGCAAGCUAGGUUUUGAAAAUUUGCCUGGUUUGUCUGCUAAGGAUUUUGUCACACUUGCUGUCAUACGUCGAUAUCUUGACUUUAAAGUUGGAGAAGUCUGGAGUGAAAUAUGUGCAGAACUAAAAGAAGAAACAUUCAGACCAGUCACUCCUGAUGAGGAAGCCUUGAAAGUUAUUUCAGAGGCAUCAGAAAAUGUUGGAAAGAUGGUUGCCACUCUCCAGACUGAAAUGCUUGAAAGUCAACAGCACCAAGAACUCCAGGAGGAAAAAAAGGUUUACUCCAAGAUUCAAGCUAUCCAUAAACAGAGAGAAAUGGUAAAUAAAUCCUGGGAAGAUUUCUUAACUCGGACAUCAAAUUAUGAGGCUUUAAAGAAAGCAAAAAGACUUCAGGAAAAAUCAAUAGAAGCGUCUAGAUCAAAGUCGAGACGACAAAACGCAACACUCCACUCAACUGAAAUUAAAGGCCUGAAUACGACAAUUGCAUCUGGUCGCUUGGUAACUGUAGAAAGUACACCUUCUGAAUUAACUGGAGGGCCUCUGGCUGACACAGACCUUGCUCUUAGAAAGCUCUCUGUUCGUGGAGGAGCCUUAAAAAAGAUCAAAGGAGUUAAAGUGUUGGACCCACUCAAGAAAGAUUCAGUAUCUGUAAAGUAAACAUUGUCCUGUACUGUUUCAGACAGUGCUUUGUAUUUUUUCGUUAAUAUAUGUCCAAACAUUAUUUGUAAGAUAUAAUCUAUUUGUAUUUCUUUGGUUAAAUAUAUAGAAGAGCUUGCGAUUAAUGAUUAUAGAUGAAAAUAUAUUUUUGCUUUAAAAAAAAAAAAGUUCAUGAAUAAAGAAUUCCAUGCA
This is a messenger RNA of Chelonia mydas (Green sea turtle), 3176 nucleotides long. RefSeq names its product cilia and flagella associated protein 69 (gene CFAP69). The transcript has 23 exons. Gene Ontology annotation, biological process: response to odorant; olfactory behavior; positive regulation of flagellated sperm motility. The record is from RefSeq and is a predicted model, not a curated record. The coding region runs from base 162 to 2984 and encodes 940 amino acids. Gene Ontology annotation, cellular component: sperm midpiece; non-motile cilium. Lineage: Eukaryota; Metazoa; Chordata; Testudines; Cheloniidae.